AUGGCGACUUCUGUUGAGAUCGCUUCUGCGCCCACCGUGGACACUCCCGGGACUUGUCUCUUUGUCCACAGUGAGAGACGGUCUUAUCUGUUUGGCCGACCCGAAGAAGGAACUCAGCGCGCUUUCCAGAGCAGGAGACUAGGAAUGGGAGCAACGGAACAGGUCUUUCUCAGUGGCAGUGUUUCAUGGGAGUUGGUUGGAGGCCUGUUCGGCUAUGUUCUCACAGUUGGUGGCGCACUAGAGGCGAGUAGAGAACAAACGGCAUUGAUGAAUGAGGAAAGGAAGAGCAAGGGCCAAAAAUUGACGAAGCAAGCUGCUUUCGAAACCAUUCACAUCCACGGUGGCGAGAAUUUGAACCACACUCUAGCCGCAUGCCGUCCCGUCAUUCUACGACAACCUAUUUCCGUUCGCACACAUGAGCACAGGGAAAACCCUCGGCUUGAGACAAUCGAGAGCAUAGAACCUGACUGGAAAGACGAUGCGCUUCGUUUCAAAGACUGGUCGCCUCUAUCAAAUCCUGAAUAUGCAUCAACUCUCGUUGAGAAAGUCAUGUUCAAUGGCUCACUUAAAGGAAAUGGAAUGCUUAUUCCCGUUAAGCUGAGCGAAGUCAAACCCAAGGAUACUGUCUUUAUGCGCCAAGAAGGCGAAACAAAACUUUACAAGGGCCCGAGGCCUUGUGAUGGGUCGGAAUUGACAGAACCGGAUCAAACUGUUUGGGUAUUCCCCGAGAAGGAAGCUCAAAUUGACCGCAGCGCGGAUACCAUCAACGUCACACAUCGACCACUCCCUCCAACGAUUUAUAGUCAAAGCUCCAUGUGCUAUAUCGUGAAAUGCCUCGAUCGCCGCGGAAAAUUCAACCCUCAGAAGGCCAAGGAGCUUGGAGUACAUGUUACUGACUUCAGGCACUUGACUGCGGGCAGUACUAUAGUGACAAAAGAUGGCGCCACUGUAACUCCUGAGAUGGUCCUUGGCGAAACUCAGCCUGGUCAAGGCUUUAUCCUCGCUGAUAUAGAGUCUCGCGAUCUCAUCGACUCUUUCAUGGAGCGACCAGAAUGGUCAAAUUCUGAAUUGAUGUCGCAUGUCGCUAUUGUGUACUGGAUUCUCGGCCCUGGAAUGGCAGAUGAUGCUAGAAUUCAGAAAUUCGUGGACGAACACCCCACGAUGAAGCAUUUCUUCUGUGCCAAAGACACAUGCCCCAACAUGAUCUCUCUAGCUGGACCCGGACAGCUACAGACCAAGCUACGGAGAAUCGACCCUGAGAGAUUCACUCUUCUCAAGUACGACAACGCUAUAAAGGGAGCCAUUCCCAAUGGAUCACAAGUUGAGCCUGGCCGGACAGGAAACAAAGUUGCGCUGAUGCCCCGUCUUAAAUUCGGCGAAGGCGCUAUUGCCCCUUUCCCUGCUCUUGGAGAGGCAGCUCAGUCUAUCAGUGAUGAGAUUCUCGAACUAGCACGAAAGGCUCGUGAAGAGAUAUCUGAUCCUGAGUUUCUGCGAAAAUUGGAAGAGGAUGAACAGGAUAUUCCAAGCCGCGAUGCUGAAAUCAUUCCCCUUGGAACUGGCUCUUCAAUCCCUGGCAAAUAUCGCAAUGUUUCUUCAACACUGAUUCGGGUACCUGGCAUUGGUAACUAUCUUCUCGACGUUGGUGAGGGCACUUUGGGUCAGAUCCGACGUCUCUUUGGAGAGGAGGAAACUGGAAAUAUCCUCCGAGAUCUCAAGUGCAUUGUCAUCAGUCAUCUUCAUGCUGAUCAUCACCUUGGUACUCCCAAUUUGAUCAAAGCCUGGUACGAACACACCAUCGAAGACACCAAUGCUAAGCUAGCUGUAUCUUGUGUAUCAAGAUACAAGUCUCUCUUGGAAGAGGUCUCUCAGGUCGAAGAUAUUGGUUUCCACAGAUUACACUUCCCCCAUUGCAACACCACCAAGCCUGAUAGGCUCAACAACGGUCGUUUCGUGAUUGAGAACGGCGAUUUCGGACUCCGUGCUAUCAAGCGCAUCCCAGUUCCUCACUGCUGGCUCUCCUACGGAACAGAACUCGAGCUCACAUCCGGUCUACGCAUCGCAUACUCAGGUGACUGCCGUCCCUCAGACGAGUUCGCCCAGGAGUGCGAAGGUGCCCACCUACUUGUUCACGAGUGCACGUUCGACGAUGACAUGCUGUCUCACGCUAAGAAGAAGGGCCACUCUACGAUGGGCGAGGCACUAGAAAUUGCACGCAAGAUGAAGGCUCGAAGAACGCUGCUCACACAUUUCUCGCAACGCUAUGUCAAGGCUGAUUCGUUGAAGAGAGACGAGAGAGGUCAGGCCGGAGAGGCGCUCAUGGCUCUUGAUCACAUGAGCGUUAAGCUGGGAGAUUUCAAGAAGGCGGCUGCUUUCCAGCCUGUGAUUGCUAUGCUUAUGGCGGAUGCGGGUGACAAAUAA
This is a messenger RNA of Fusarium redolens, 2418 nucleotides long. RefSeq names its product beta-lactamase-like protein. Gene Ontology annotation, cellular component: mitochondrion. The transcript has 2 exons. Bases 1 to 2418 code for a protein of 805 amino acids. Gene Ontology annotation, molecular function: 3'-tRNA processing endoribonuclease activity. Lineage: Eukaryota; Fungi; Ascomycota; Sordariomycetes; Hypocreales; Nectriaceae. The record is from RefSeq and is a predicted model, not a curated record. Gene Ontology annotation, biological process: mitochondrial tRNA 3'-end processing.